Acanthoscelides obtectus is the source of this 853-nucleotide messenger RNA. NCBI's taxonomy places the organism in Eukaryota, Metazoa, Arthropoda, Insecta, Coleoptera, Chrysomelidae. The record is from the annotation of a GenBank genome assembly.
AGAACGUGUUUUGAACUGGGUUAGUGAUGUAAGCAAUUUUGGUGGUUUUAGAUCAUUUCGCUAUGGCUGGAAAAGAAGUGUAUGCAUUCAGAGAGCUGGAGAAUAUGUCGUCGGAUGAUUUAUAUGCAUUAUUAGAGAGCAUUCCUUCGGAUGGCGAGUCAGAUGAACCAGUAGUGAUGAAGAUGAUUUGCUUGACCGAAUAUGCCAAUAAUAGUAUUGAAGACGACCAACCAGACCAACCUGCAAGAGUCGACAAUUCUGAGAAUAUUCCUGGUGAUGAAGCCUUCUCAGACGAGGAAGACAAUAUUCCUCUUUCUAUUUUGAGGGAUAGAGAACUAGCGAAAAGACCACCUGGACCAAAUCAACGUCAUUUUGCGUAGUACUAAUAUCAAGCAGUUCACUGAGGAAACUGGACCUAAAAUUCCAGACGAUCUGGAGAAGCCAGUAGAUUUUUUUUAUACUUGUUCCCCAGAACUCUAAUUGAUAAAAUUGUUUUUGAAACAAACUUCUGCGCUCUUCAGAAACCUGGAGGAGACUCUUCAUUUACCUCAACUUCUGCGAAAGAGACUGAAAUUUUCAUUGCAAUUUUUUGGGCCACCUCUUGUUUGAUACUAGUAAGCAUAUCUUAUUCUAACUUAGAGAACAUUUCGUCGACUUUUGAACUCUGUAUUGACAUGUAUGAGCUCUAUUGCCUGUGCAAUUAGGUACAAAAGUUGUUACGUUUUUUAGCCAACUUUGGUCGGUUUGACCUUCCUUAUCAUGCUUAUUAUCACCAAAUGUUUCUGCUUUACUCGAAUGCCUUAUUUAGUGGUAAGUCCAAAUUAAUCUCAAAAAUAAAUAUUUUAAUCGAUGA